Molecule: messenger RNA, 7221 nt
Organism: Manduca sexta (tobacco hornworm)
Lineage: Eukaryota; Metazoa; Arthropoda; Insecta; Lepidoptera; Sphingidae
Exons: 23
Coding region: 34-3354 (1106 amino acids)
Biological process (GO): protein demethylation; regulation of transcription by RNA polymerase II
Molecular function (GO): transcription coregulator activity; histone demethylase activity
Source: RefSeq, a predicted model, not a curated record
AAAAACAAAAAUAAUUGUCUAUUCGCCAUUAAAAUGGCGUCAUCGAAGGAAACCUAUUGUUUGUGUGGUCAACCGUAUAAUAUUGGACAAUUUAUGAUAGAGUGUGAUUGCUGCCGUGAAUGGUUCCAUGGCAGUUGUGUUGACGUAAAAAUAUUUCAAUCGGACGAUAUAGACAAGUACCACUGCCCAAAAUGUGCGCAGACAUAUGGACCUUCAGUAUUAAAAAUGCCAACAAACAACCACCGCGCGGAUCGGUACGAGCUGGGCGCGGAGUCUCGUCCGUCGCAGGUGGGCACGCCGGCGUGGGUGAACGCGCUGGCGGCGCGGCCGCUGCGGCCCUCGCCGCACGCCACACAGCGUAUGCGCCCCCACCAGUUCACCGAGGAGUUUGUCAGGGAUAAUGGUUUCACAAAGCCAGUGAUAUUCACCACAUCCGAGGGUUUGGACAUGAAGAUACCGAGCCCCGCCACAUUCACAGUCCGGUCGGUGCUGAGAUACUGCGGUGCGUCUUUGGAGGUAGAAGUGAUAGACGUGAGGAAACAGGCGACGGUGCGGAUGACGCUCGGCGAGUUCGUGGACUACUUCGAAACGCCCAUCGAGCACCGAGAAGACAGAGUACUCAACGUCCUUAGUCUAGAAUUCUCAGAAACCAACAUGUCCCCGCUGGUGUCCGCGCCGGGAGCGCUGCGGCGCCUGGACUGGGCGGAGUGCGCGUGGCCGGCGGGCGAGCGCGCGCGGCCCGCGGUGCAGAAGUACUGCCUGGUGUCGGCCGCCGCCUCCUACACCGACUUCCACGUCGACUUCGGCGGCACCACCGUCUGGUACCACGUGCUGCACGGACAGAAGAUAUUCUAUUUAAUACCACCAACGUCGACCAACUUGGCGUUGUAUCAACAGUGGUGCGCGUCCAACAAUCAGAACGAAAGGUUUUUCGGCGAUAUGGUGGAGUGGUACGGCACGGCGGAGCUGUCCGCGGGCCAGACGCUGUUCAUCCCGAGCGGAUGGAUCCACGCGGUGCUCACGCCGUGCGACUCGCUCGUAUUCGGCGGGAACUUGCUGCACUCAUACGCCAUAGAGAUGCAGUUGCAGAUCUACGAAAUUGAGCGUCGCGUGGAGACGCCCACGAUGUUCCGGUACCCUUUGUUCGAGGCGAUGCAUUGGUACGCGGGCGCGCAUCUGCUCAUCAUGCUGCGGCGACAUAAUGAAGAGACACAGGACGAAGACUUCAUAAUAAGCGAGAGCUGCGUGCAGUCGACGCCGGCGCAGCUGCCGCCGCUGCUGCUGCGCGGCAUCAAGAUCCUCUCCAACGCGCUCAAGGAGUGGCACGCGCUCAAGAGCACUGACGCGUCGAAGCGCGACAACGUGCCAAAAUGUUUGAACUCCGGCCAACUUGUUCGCGAACUGUGUAAGGAGUUACGGACCUUAGAGAAGAGGUCGUCAAGCGCGGCGAAUAAAGACAAGGACUUGAAAGUACGCAACAACGCAUCACCAACAAAACAAGCGAAGAAGCAACAGAGUUCCGCCAAAAAAUCCCUUAAACUCACCCUACCUAAACCCAUAAUGCAUAUGACGCCGAACGGAGAAUUCGUCGAAGAGAAACCGUAUGCCGACAAGUUCUACAUAGACAACAAAGAGGUUGUAUACCAAGAGAGGUUUGUUCAGAGCGUGGACUACGCGAACGGGUUGCCAGACGCGAAAUAUAUUGUCGAUAGUAAAGAGGUGGUGCUGCCAGAGAAAUACGCGUAUCAAACGUACGAGGAAGUGGCUUAUAACGACAAUGGGUAUGUGGAGAAGAUUGAUAAGAAGUCAGUUUUGAAGAUUAAGAUGAGUAAUUCGCCGUCAUCGUCGCGAGAGGAAGCGCCACCUCCCUACCCGUUACCAGAACAUUCGAUCCUGAAGUCCCAUCUGAUACGAGCUGAUCCCCCCACUUUGAAACCGAUACACCAAUGGACCAUAUCUAAGAAGGACAUAGGGGAGUACCAAGAGGAGCAAAUAUUGUUCACUAAUGAGAAUCUUCAGGCCAAUGUUAGAAUGGAGGGGCAAGAUUUGAAUUAUGGUCCGGGCAUGUAUUCGGCCGAGGACGUUCAGCCGGACUACCAAUACUCUGAGGCGGCAAAACCGGGGUCUUACCAACCGGAGUACGGGUACAGGCCGCAGCAGGUUGCCUACACGGUCAACAACUACCAGAGAUACGUCGACGUGCCCGACGCUACUGUUCAUCAGCAGGAAGAGAGUUACACUAACGUACCAGUGCAAGAGCCAAUAAACGGAGCGUACCAUCCCAACCCGCUGCCCUCGUACGACGCCGCCAUCGCUCAGCAGUACGCCACUAACAACUAUCCGCCGAGCACAGCGGCGACGGCGAGCCCGGGCGGUGGCGGGGGCGGCGGCGGCGGCGGCGGGGGCGGCGCGCUGCCCGUGCGGCGCUCCGAGCGGCCCGUGCGGCGCCGCGUGUCCACCACCUACGACUACGAGGACUGCGACCUGUACAUCGACGACGCGCCCGCGCCGCGCCGCCGCAAGCCGCCCCGGCACCGCGCCGCGCAUGCGCGACCACACGCAGCCUCAUCGAACACUAACAGCAGCACCGCCAACACGACGUACAGGCAGCCUCCCAACAGGCCCGCGCCGACGAACGGCAUCGAGUCGCUCAUACAGGCCUCCGUGCUCGCUGAGGAGGAGCAGACCGUCGACGCGCCGUCGGUGUCGGCGGGCACGGGCAGCGAGGACGCGGCGGUGGCGGGCAUGCUGAGCAUCAGCGAGCGGUUCUCCGCGCCGCCGCGCACCUUCGGGCUCGCGCACGCCGGCCGCGCGCGCGACCUCGCCGCCGGGGAACACCACAGCACGAGCACGCCAAGUAGUAGUAAACGGUCGCGCAAGCCGACGGCGGCGGUGAGCAGCGCCGACGAGGACUUCGUGGACGAGCAGGACGUGAUCAAAGAGGUGCAUCGGGACGAGGAGUAUGUGUAUCCAUCAUUAGACAUGAGUUCGGACGAGGACGACGAUUGGUCGUUGUCGCGACGGCGGCGGACCACUAGGAAAAUAGACAAAUCUAAGAGUGAAAAGGACGAGUCGUGGUCGCCGCGCGCGCGGCUGGGCCGGCUGGUGCCGCGCCUGCGCGGGCCGGCGCGCGGCGUGCGGCGCGAGUGCGUGCGCGCCGCGCUGUGCGCCGCCGCCAACCGACACCGCGCGCACCAAAAUGCAAAGAGAGCGGUCCUGGCGACGAAGAGCAGACGGCCGCCGCCACCCGUACACAAUACGCCAAAUAAUAAAAAUAUAAGACUGAAAAAAGGCAUGAAAACUGCGAAACAGCGUCUCGGUAAAAUUCUCAAAAUACACAAAAUGAUAUAUUAAUCACACAAACACACCAACACACAUUAUACUUUAUCGUGUAGAAUGUAGUGACGUAUGGACGGACGGUGUAGAUGUAUAUUUUAUAUAUAUGUAUUUAUAAUGGACCAAUGUGUGAAGUGGAUGCGGUUAUUUAUUUUUUUACAUACGUAUAAUAUUAGUGUUUUGCUGAAUGACGAUAUAACGUUUACGGUUUGUUCAAAAUUAAUGUUUUACUUUCGUUAAAACAGGUUAGGUGUUCUAUGACUCGUAUAAGCUCGUAUGAUAUUCGAUUAACCGCCAUUUUCAAAAAUCGAAUCCAAUCGUUUUUUCUAACUAUCUCAAAAAACGUAUGUUAUUGAUUAACUGAUAUUUUCAAAAAUCGAACCUUUUUGUACUAUUUAAAAUUGGAUCAAUCAGAACAAAGUUCUUUUUGACAUGCUUACAAAUGGGUUGUUUUGAUUGGUUCAUUUUUGGAUUCGUAUUGAACAUUGAGAUUGGGAUAGUUUAUUAAAGACCGCUUCAUAUGUAUGUGAGUUAGUUUGCGAGUAUAUUGCGUAUAUUAAUUAGCUUUGUUUAUAGAUGUGAAAAACCCAAUUUUGUGAUACUGGCAGUGACUAUAAAUGAAUUAUAUAAUAUCAGCCCUGUAUUAUAUACUGUCUCACUGUUGGGCACGGGCCUCCUCUACUGCUGAGAGGGAUAAGCCUUAGUCCACCACGCUGGAUUAAUGCGCAUUGGUAGAAUUCAUACACCUAAAUUCCUGUAGAGAACUUCUCAGGUAUGCAUGUUUACUCACGAUGUUUUCCUUCACCGUUAAAGCCAGUGAUAAUUCACAAAGAAAACACAAUUUUAGAAAAUUCAGAAGUGCGUGCCUUGGAAUUUGAACCUGCAGACAUUCGUCUCGGCAGUCCGUUUCACACCCAAUUAGGCUAUCACUGCUAAAAUAUUAUAUGAGCUUAUAUGAGCAUGCAUCUAUAAAAGGCCUGAUCUAAAUUGUAGCCUUUACGAAUGCAAAUGAAACGCUAAAUCGUCAUUCGACAAAAACAAAAUUUAAUUCCGUAUAAGCUAUUGCCAAAAACUUAGGCAAUAAUGGGAGUAACAGUUUGUUUCUGUCUUUAAUUUUACCAGGUCCUUGAUUUAGGAAUAUAUUUCUUCAGAAAUUGUACCAAUUAGGUACUCGUAUGGGGGAUUAAUUGGAAGAAUUUUGAUCUGUUUGUGCCUUUAGGCAUAAGGAUGCUAGGUAAUUAGGAAGGUAAUUGUCACAAAUUAGACAUUUAUCACUAAUGGAAUAAUAACCCAUUAUUCAUAAACAUUAUUUAUCUAAGGACCGAGCAUCCCUGUGAUAACAAGUCUGUUUCUCAGCUUUGUUUAUCUGACAGCCAAUUGGAUUAAAGUUGUAUCUCAAUUAGCCAAUCACAACGGCCCUAUGUCUACGCACUGCGAAGGCUGCCAUGUCGUAAGCACUGAAAAACAGACUUGUUAUCUCAGGAAUAAUCAGUCCUUAGAUAAUAAACGUCUAUGAAUAAGGGCGUAAGACUAUAAGUAUGCGACUUCAUUCUGCAUGUCUCAUACUAUAAGGUCAAUAAAAUAAUUUUUAUACGAUACACGCCAUUUAAGUUUGAAAUUGUUUUCAAAUAUCUACUUCGUGACAAUUAUUCUCAGGGCCUGGCGAUACGACCCAGUGUCUGAUGUAAACUUAUAAUAAAAUUAUUGACAUUUUUAAUAAUAUUUCCCCUCAUAAAUCCUGACAAUAUAUGAAUUAGAUUCAAUGUAUAGAUCUUUCAAUUAAUAUAUAUUUUGGCUAUCCAUAAAAGAUCUGAUUUGUAUUAUUAAUAAAUUAGUUUGUAUGAGAGUAAAGUAUUGUAGAUUGACAUUCACAAAUUUCAUAAUAAAAAGACAUAUUUUCACACGCAUAAGUAACCCACCUCUGUAUUGAUGUAUAUAAGAUUACUAAUGACCUGUGUCCAAACAUGUCCGAGUCAUUUUUGGGACGGGUCAAAUUUGGCCUUUUCAGACGAUGUAAAAGUACACGUUUUAAAUUUCAAAUGUGUCCUGUUUAGGGUGUUUGACCUGAUCUGUUCCAAAUUUGACCCGGAUAUGUCUGGAUACACUCGGAAAAAAAAUAAAAAAUUGCUUAAGCUACUUACAAAACACUUUUCUGUUACAUUUAGUGAUAGUAGAUGUAAGUUAUGAGUUGACAAAUGUUUUAUAUUUUUUUGUUGUACUGUGUUUAAGGACGGUAAGCACUAGUUUGCAAUAAAACAGUAUUUUUCGGUGUUCAAUAUUUUAUUUAUAGAGCCGUUGCUUUGGCUUGUAGUGGAUGAUCGGUAAACAUAACUAGUUAUAAACUUUAUUCCUUCUAUGUCAGGGUUUAAAUUUACUUUUUCUAAUUAAAAUCGUGUGGGUCAUUUUUGGCACGUCAUAAAAAAAAAAUAAGUUAAAAUGUAUGUUAAAAGUCUGGUAUGUUUUUUACUCCAGGAAAUCUCAAUUUAUAACUAUUACAUUCGACUAAAGAAAUUUCCUUUCCAUUUUUUUUUAAAUUAUUCAAUGCCGUCCUUGUUUUUUUUUUGUUAUUCUAAUACUUAUCAAUGCAUUUUUUUUUUACAUACACAUAUUUUUUUUUAAAGUUGCAUAAUACUCGAAUUAUAUUGCAUUAGCUAACUCACUAAUGCACAGUAUACAGUAUUAUGGGACUAGAAAUCGAUGCACUAUUCAUAUCUUAAUAAUACAUUAUCCAAUACAAGUCAAAUGUUUUCAAAACAGAUUCUUGCCUCCGUGUUUUGCUGCAAUGAAGUGCACCUUUCCGAUAACCAAACAGGGUGUGUUUUUCUAUGUAAUAUAUCACAUUGUAAGUUUCGUGUAUAUUUCUAAUCAUUAUUAAUAGAUUAUAUGAUAAUUCACAAAGAUUUUUUUAUAGGUGUGGCUAUGAUGAUAGUGCCUGUUUCGCUUUAUUCGAAUGGAUGUUCAUGAAUGUAUUUUUUUUUAAGAUAAAAAAUCAGUUGUAAUUUUUUGACUAUGAUACAAUUUUUACUAAAAUACGCUUAUGUUAGGUUAUAAGACUCAAUUUCAGUUUUUUUUUCACAUAUGAUGCCUUCUUGGAUGUGAUUGCACGAGCGAGUCCGAGCUGUUGGUAGUUUUGGUUAUGACUAUACGCUUCUAUGUCGCGUACAAACAGACAAGCUCACGCACGCUAAUAUACGCUGGUUCGUAAAAAAAAAAUUAAUUAAAAAAUAUAAUUUGUGGACGUUCAUUCUUGAUUCUUUAAAUAUAUUUUUCUUAAACCAUUAGCAAAACGAAGUAGUUUUUUUUAUGAUUAAGUUAGGUGUAAGUGUUUUUUUUUGUGUGGGUUUUUGGGGUUACUGAAUUGUUUUUUUUAACUAAUCUAAAUCGCAUAAUAUUCAUAAAAUAAACACACGAGUGUAUUAUUUAUUCAUAUAUAAUUGAUUUGUUUUUGUAUAUACAAUGCUAAAUCAAAAAUGUGUUUUGUCUUAUGUUUGUUCGUUUAUGUUUUGUUGUUAUCGAACAAAGAAAGUCCAAACACAAAAUGUUAACCUUUUAGCAGCUGGGACCUUGACAUGACCAUCCAAUUCACUAACCACGACAACCCUAUAACACAUGGAUGUAAAAAUCUUGAAUCGCCUUAAAUAUGUAUGUAUUUAAGAUUUAUUUUAGCUGUGUUGUUGGGACGUCUGUUUUUCAAUUUUUUUUUCGAAAUAAAUAGUAGAAAAUUAAUUUAUUGAUCUAGCAACAUUUGACAAUUUUUUAUAUAGAACACGUAUUGAAAAACAGGUGUCUUCUGUUAGAAUUAUGCGACAUAGCUUAAAAAUGAUAUUGUAAAUUAUGAUUUAUGUCGAUUAUAAGUAAUUGUUGUGAAAGAUGAGUUCUCACGUA